Messenger RNA from Protopterus annectens (West African lungfish), 2867 nucleotides. It is a transcript of the gene IQCE, whose product is annotated as IQ motif containing E. The record is from RefSeq and is a predicted model, not a curated record. Gene Ontology annotation, molecular function: protein binding. The transcript has 24 exons. Bases 323 to 2575 code for a protein of 750 amino acids. NCBI's taxonomy places the organism in Eukaryota, Metazoa, Chordata, Ceratodontiformes, Protopteridae.
GCUGUCUCGAGCUCCGCCUAAUGAGCACUGUAACUCAGGGAAAGUUUGUAGUUGUCCAUAUGUUGUUAUGUGGUUGCUAUAGACUCGGAAACUGUACAUUUCCACAGGGAAAAAUAACAUAAUAGAAAAAAAAAAUCGGCAAAGCAAUAGUUGUGGCUUUAGGGCUGACUUAUGGUGUCAAAGCCACCUUUGGAUAUUGGAAGGGAUAGGGUUACACACUGAAAACGAAUGGAGGUGACGCAGGCUGGAAUGAGUCCCCGAAUGAUUCUUGUGUACUCAUCUGUGAAGAGUUUAAUAAUUGUAUAUUAACGCGGGCAGGGUCAUGGGAUCGAUUUCUAAUGAUAUGUUGGUAGCGAGUACAGACAGUUUGGAUGUAGAAGACGUGGACAACAUGGUUGAAGAUGGAUCUGUGAUUAGCUGUACUUCAGGAGCAGAAAAGAAAUCCAGUAAGAAGAAAAAGAAGAUGGUGCAUAAGUCUACAAGAUCUUCAAAAUCUCCAUACUUCUCUGAGACCCUUUUAAACACAAAGAAAUCUCCAGUUUGGAGAUCACUGCGAGGAACAGGAAGCAUGCAUACAGAAAGUCCUGCAGUUAGAGUGCCAAGGGAAUUAUGGCUUGCAUCUUUGAAAAAAGGGACAGGUUUCACUCAGAGUUUGAAAUCGGAAUAUGAUUCUGGACAUUCAAAUGCUGGAAGCUCUAGUAAUACUCCUGAGUAUUUGAAGGAGGCACUGGGAAUGAAGAAACCCAGACAUUCUCUCCUUUCCACCUCUGGCUACAUGCCCGGUACUCCAGAUUACAAAGACAAAGAAGAAAUGUAUAAUGAAAUACUCGAACAGAAGAAGAUGAUAAACAACCUGAAAUCUGACAUUGAUGUCUUGAGGACAAAAUAUCACAGACAAGAGGAUGAAAUCAAAAAAAAGGAAAAGAGGAUUGAGCAACUGUUGGACCCUUCAAAGAAUCAAGAAUCCACAAGAUGUCUUGUAGAGAAAAAGCAUGGUUGCUGUACGGUUGUUAUAACUCUGAAACAGAAGAUAUUGAAGCUAGAACAGCAGUGCAGAGACCUGGAGAACACAGUCAAUAAAUUACAGGCAGACACAAAGACAUCCAAUAUCGAGGAGUUGAAGAUAGCCUUGGAAGAAUGCUUCGAAGAGAUUCAGAGACUACGGAUAAUGAAUGACACUGCUGAAGCCCAGAAGAAAAGGGCACUUGCAGAACACAGAAUUCCAAGUAAAAGACAACAGAUGCUAAACAGUACAAUUUUACGACUCACUAAGUUGAAUAAGCAGCUACAGGAAGAGGUCAGAUCCUUUAAAUCAGACCCUAGUCAAACUCUUUGCAGUGCCCCUGCUUCCAGCUCUACCAAAGAUUUUGCAGGCUGGAGUAGGGAGGAACUAAUACAGCUAAUUAAGGAGCUGGAUAAGAAACAGGAGGAGAAGAAACCAAAGUCAUCUUUACAUCUGCCUCAGAACAAUGAUGGACACCCACAACCAGUUCAUCCAUCCCCAAAUCCUGAGAAGUCAGAGUCUGAAGAGGAGUGUAAACGUCUCAAAGAGCUGCUGAAGAAAGUGAAGGAAGAUCGAAGUGAACUGCAAACACAGCUUGGCAAGAAAGACAUGGAAAUAAAAGUGCUACAACAGAAAAUCAAUGAGCUAAAAGAAGAAAACCAGCAGCUCAGAACAGCAGCAGCUGAGAACUCUGGGACUUCAUUAAAAGAGCAAGAGGAAAUCAGACGACUUAAUGUUAAGAUUAAAAAACUAGAAGCAGAGUUGGAAGAUUGUCAUCGCAGAGUAGGAGCUGCUGCUGCUGAGGCAUCAGGUUGGAAAGAGGACUCCAGCUUGGAUAAGGCUGCUACAGUUAUUCAGUCUGCUUAUAGAGGACAUUUAAUACGCCUGGAGCACCUGGUGGGAGCAGCCAGCACACACCUACCCAAAUCUUCCACCAGUUUCAGCCUUCAGAGUCAGAGAGAAGAUGCCAACUUGGAUGAGGCUGCUAAAGUUAUUCAAUCUGCUUUCAGAGGACACUUUGAAAGGCGGAAGCAUCUGUUGGGUACAAGCAGCACACAACUGCCCAUGUCUUCCAGCACUCACAGCGUUCAAAUGAAGAGCCCCAGAGGAUUGUUUCGUAAUGGUAACAGUGAAAAGACUACCUCUUUAAAUGAUGAAAUGGAAAAGACUGUGACAGUAAUACAGGCAGCUUACAGAGGACAUUUGGCUCGUACUAAAACAAGAAGUGAUUCUUCUGUUGGAAGACCAAAUUCUGCUGUAUCACAGAGAAGAGAGGCACUACCCAGCAUGAAGACAUCUUUGCUGACAGAGCUGCAUUCUUAUAAUGGAAAAAGUGAAUCCAGCGAUGACAUUGUGGAAGAAGAACAUGAGUAUGAUAAUGAUCUAGAAGAGGAAGAAGAAAAGGCAUCUAGUCCAAAAAUAAAACCUUUUAAUAAAUCAAAUAGAGAACUUUUUAGUCCUAGAAAGUCUAAGGCAGCACCUCCAUUAUUUACAAGAGGUACAGACUCUGAUGACUCUGAUGACAUUAUUUCCUCAUCCCUACCUCUGCAUCGAAAGGGCUCCUAUUUUUAAUAUAGUAGCAAGUUCUUCCACAUUAUUAGGAAGUAGAAACUGGACUGAAUGUUGAUAUGCUUUGAUACAUUUUGAAAUUAUGAUAAAAAAUGACAAUGCUGCUAUUAGUGUGCCUACCCUUUUUUGGAAAGUAAAAGCUGCUUUUGGAUUGCAUUAUGCCCUAAUUUCCAUCACUAAGAUAGACUUCUGAUAAAAAAACGGAUCUGAAAUGUAGAUGCUUUUUUUGUUAACAGUUGUAGGAAUUGGCAUAUAUUUAACAGCUGUUGCAUGUAAUAAAGUAAGUUAAGAUCUA